Molecule: messenger RNA, 645 nt
Organism: Synchytrium microbalum
Lineage: Eukaryota; Fungi; Chytridiomycota; Chytridiomycetes; Synchytriales; Synchytriaceae
Exons: 3
Coding region: 1-645 (214 amino acids)
Source: RefSeq, a predicted model, not a curated record
AUGAAUUUUGCAGCUCAGCAGGACCUCCCUCCAUCUGGAGGAUUUCCUCAGACAAUCAAAUAUGAACGAUACCUACCUAAGCGAGGGCCUUCCGGACUUGUAAUAUUCUUGGGCACAUUCGGCAUCAUGGGUUAUGGCUGGUACUGGCUCGCACAAGCUAAUGCUGAACGCAGGCAAGUAGCUGACAUUAGAGACAUUUGGUGCAUCAUACCGGAUAACAGAUGGAGUAGUGAAUGGAUGAACAUCAAUAUCAUCAAGCAGUUGUUUAAUACUCGUAUUAACGUCCCACUCCUCCAAGCAGAAACAGACCGUGACAUGGUCCGCAGGCUCGAAGCCGCAAAACUACGAGAAGGAGAAAUCAUGAAAAACAUUCCAGACUGGCAACCAUUGGAUUUAAAAGCCCCCGUUGCUGGUAUCGGCAAAGACGCUAAGCGGGACGCAAAUCAAUCGGAACCCGUAUACCAUACAAAGAGAUAUGUACAACCAUCAUUCUUGUUCUUGCCUUGGGAAUCAGAGGAAAGGAUUAAUGCGCAAUGGUGGAGGGGCUCGAAAAUGUUUCUAAAGAAUCCUCCGUAUCAUGAACGUGAAGAUUGGAAGAAUGGAGGGGAGGGUAGCGGGAAGCCUACUGGUGAAGGGUCGAAAUAA